Molecule: messenger RNA, 2616 nt
Organism: Amphibalanus amphitrite
Lineage: Eukaryota; Metazoa; Arthropoda; Thecostraca; Balanomorpha; Balanidae
Product: kielin/chordin-like protein
Exons: 10
Molecular function (GO): peptidase inhibitor activity; protein binding
Source: RefSeq, a predicted model, not a curated record
ACUGUGCGGACCAGAGCGGCCAGCCCCACCAGCACGGUACCUCCUGGGAGGAGAACUGCUCCAUCUACAGCUGUGACAACGGCACCGCCACUAGCUCUCCCAAGGAGUGUCCACCACCGGGAGACAGUCAGUGCCGACGGACCAACCCCGGCGAGUGCUGUCCGAUCUACGACUGCGGCUGCAUCGAUGAUGACGGUACACGUCACGAACACGGCUCGCACUGGACUUCCAACUGUCAGGAGCUUGACUGUAAGCACGGCAUCGCAAACAGUCGGCCGGUAACCUGUCCGGACGCUCCGCGACCUGACUGUACUCCGCUACCAAUCACGGUCGGCCGCUGUUGCCCCGAGUUCAACUGUAGCUGCGAUGCGGUUACGUGCCCGUCGUAUCCGACGGCGUCUGGUUGUCAGCAGAGCGGUACCAGUGCAGACGGAUGCUGCACGCUCUACACCUGCGAGGGAGACUGCAGGGACGACCUGAACAGGGUGCACACCGAUGGCUCGAGCUGGUUCGUCGGCUGUGCCCAGUACCGGUGUUCCGCCGGCAACAUUGAGCCUGUGACAGAACCAUGCCCUCCGGCGCCCCACGAGAACUGUACAGCCAUCUAUCUAAAAGGAGACAGCGACGCAGACGGUAACGUCUGCUGCCCGAUCUAUGACUGUGCCAUCCCGGAAUGUGUACUCGGAGAGCGCUCCUUUGAUGGGUGCAACCACUGCCAGUGUCUCCACCCCGGCAAACUGAUCUGCACCGAAAAUAUCUGCACAGAGAAGGGGUGUUCCAUCGAUACUCUAACGAACGGCGUGGAGACAAAGGAACACGGGGCUACGUGGAGUUCUAAGGAAAACCCGUGUUAUGAAUACACGUGUCAGUACGGAGUCAUACGCAACAAAGUGAAGCAGUGCCCACCGAAGCCAGGUGCCCACUGCACUGAGAAGCCCAUCACCGGCAUAUGCUGCCCAGACUGGGAGUGUCCCAACAGUGCGUGCCCGGAGGGUGAGCUCACUUCACCACGCUCCUGGCAAGACGACUGCAACAUUUGCACGUGCACUGAUUCGGGUGUGCUGUGCACAGACUUUGACUGUCACAAAAAAUGUGAGAAGGACGGUGAUCUGUACCCCACCCAAGAGGAGAUCCCGGCGACCAACCAGUGUGAGGAAAGAAUCUGCAUUGAUGGGGUGGCCGUAUCCGUAUACGAGUCCUGCAACCUGCCCCCGGCGAACGCCACCUGCAGCGCGGCAGAGGCAUUCAGCGGCGACUGCUGCCCCUCCUGGUUUUGCACCGGUCUGGAGGGCGUACCGUCUCCCUGCCAGCCAGGCCAACUGUACCAGGGUGACCAGGAGUGCAUGUUCUGCGAGUGCGUCGACGCCCAGGGGGCUGAACCGGCGCAGAUGGUUUGCUCCAAACGGGACUGCGUGCGUGCCGGCUGUGACGACGAUGGCACGUACCACGAGCACGGAAGCGUGUGGAUCUCGGCAGACCCGUGCAAGCAGUACGCCUGUGUCAGCGGCAGAACCAUUACGAUGGAGGUGAAGUGUCCAUCGACACCACCGGGCUGUAUGCCAGUGCCUAACACCGGAAGGUGUUGUCCCCUGCUGUACUGCGGAGAGCCAUGUGAUUACGGACCGGAGCCGCGAGCCCACGGGUGCAACUCGUGCGUAUGCCGCGACGGAAUCGAGUACUGCACCACCGACCAGUGUGAUGACUGAUGGUACCAGCGUCGGGGGCAUUGGUGGUAACGGUACGCAGUGGAUCGGUGUGAGAAAAAUAAACUUAUGAAACUGAAUGAAUGAAAUAAAUCGUGUGGUAGACGAAUAGAGGUAGAUUAAAAAGUGUAUUUUUGCAAUAAGUUUCCACAUGUCAAUUUCAUUAUAUUAUUUCCGGAACAAAAUCAGAAAAGAUAUGUAAAAGUCAAAUUGACCUUAUAUUUUCAUAUCCCUUAAAGUAUUCCGACAUAAUGGUUUUAAAAUAAUGCAACUUCGCAGGUUUUGCCUUAUUUAUAACAGUUUUUCUCUCCUGUUUCAUGAUAUCUUGACACAGACGAGUCUGGAAUCGCAGCAUAGAAGGUUGUCCUCUAGAACGAUGAAUGGUAGCUCUGACCUUAGGUAGCUUUCGCUAAGCGUCAGUCAGCGUCAUAUACUUUUAAAUGGUGAUAAUGUAUCAACUAUCAUGCUCGCGAAUAUGUGGUGACGUAUGGGUCGUCACAAUCAACCUAAGAGCUGUUGCGGAUUUUCGCGAUGCUGGUAAUGGAUGAUGUGAAAAGUAGCCAGCUUCUUGUGUUGUGCUCCUGGCUGCAGGCUCAUUCCAAUCGUCAUCAGACUUAUUUGUAAAUAUUGUGCGCCUGCCUUGUUUGAAGAAAAACGCAGUGGGAGCUUGACAAGUGUUCAGUUUAGAGUUCUGGGAGCGAGAUAAUUAUUUGACGUCUCCGAACUUAAAGCUGCCUACAUUAGCGAUAUUCGACAUGUUGUGUGGCAUGUGCAUGGUGUAGUGUGUAGCCAAGCUACUAUUUUAGACGCUAUUUCGGUCCUAAUGAGACAGUUAUGGGAGAUGUUGUAUUGUGACCGUGGCACCUAUCUGUUAUGUUCAGCUUAAACGUAUAAUACAAUGAAGUUGUUGUAA